CUGAGGUAGUGUUUACACUGUGUCAGGAUCAUCCUCACACCAGCUGUUUAUGGAGAUUCAUGGCUGUGCAGUAGCAAUCAAAAUGGCGGACAGACAUGGACGCAGGGUAAAUACUGUCUGUGUGGAGCUGGUACGUGGUACCCUGAGUAGUUCUACAAUGCAGGUGCUUCUGUCAAGUAUCAUCCGCGAUGUGUACAGCAUACCGAACGACGAGUUGUAAGGUGUAGCAGUGAAUGGAGUGUCCAGGAUCUUCAUCAAGUUCAAGAGUGCUGGGUUUUACUCCAGCAUAGUUGAUGCAUUCCAAGAAAAGAGGAUGACCGUUAAUUCUGCAGUGGAGGUCUGCCUACAUGACAUAUCAAGCUAUGUAACGUGGGUAAAGGUGAGAAAUGUCCCCUUUGAGGCCUUGGAAUAUGAUGAUGUGGAGGUAUUCCGUAGGUAUGGCAAGAUCCAUUCGGCAGAGUUGGGAGUGUGGAAGGAUGGGCCUUAUAUGGGGCUGCCAGAGGGAUCUUUCACCUUGAAGAUGACAUUGAGACAACCUAUACCAUCGUACGUUCUGAUGGAAGAGUUCAGAACACAGGUUUAUGUAUACAGUGGACCCCCGGUAUUCGAUGUUAAUCCGUUCCUGAGAGCUCAUCGAAUACCGAUAAUAUCGAAAACCGAAUCAAUUUUCCUCAUAAGAAAUAAUGGAAAUCAAAUUAAUCCGUGCAAGACACCCAAAAGUAUGAAAAAAAAAAAUUUACUACAUGAAAUAUUAAGUUUAAUGCAAUAGAAUAAUUACAAUAACAAUAAAAUAAUUGACACUUACCUUUAAUGAAGAUCUGGUGAUGAUUGAUGGGAUGGAAGGAGGGGAGAGGUGUUAGUGUUUAGAAGGGGAAUCCCCUUCCAUUAGGACUUGAGGUAGCAAGUCCAUUUCCAGGGUUACUUCCCUUUUUCUUUUAAUGCCACUAGGACCAGCUUGAGAGUCACUGGACCUCUGUCGCACAACAAAUCUGUCCAUAGAGCUCUGUACCUCCUGUUCCUUUACGAUUUGUCUAAAAUGGGCCACAACAUUGUCAUUGUAAUAGUCACCAGCACGGCUUGCAAUAGCUGUGUUAGGGUGAUUUUCAUCCAUAAAGGUUUGCACUUCAACCCACUCUGCACACAUUUCCUUAAUUUUUGAAGUAGGCACAAUGGAUUCCACAACUGGCAUAGGCUUCUCAGGGUUAGCCCCAAACCCUUCAAAAUCUUUCUUAAUUUCCAUACUAAUUCUCACCCUUUUUUACCACAGGGUUGGCACUAGAAGCUUUCUUGGGGCCCAUGGUGACUUAUUUUGCAGAAACAAGCACAAAACACAGUGAUAAUAUGGAAUGUACUGAAUGUAUCCUUAGAUGCGCGCACACUGGCUGGCUUGUAAACACUGGCACACACAGGGCAGUUCAGGCCACACGUGGACAGGUCUCGUACGAAUCAUAUCGAAUACUGGGUUUUCAAUCGAAUACCGAGGAAAAUUUUUUGUGAUAUAAUGCAUCGAAUACCGGAUUUAUCGAAUACCGAUGCCAUCGAAUACCGGGGGGCCACUGUAUUAUGCAGGACAACGUAGGCUGUGUGGGUCUUAUGACCAUAUGGCGGCCCAAUGUCAUCAAAGGCAGGGACGGAGGGAACAGGCGCCACCAACUGUGGAACGACAGCUGGGCUCCUUGGCACCUGGGACAGGUGAAGCUGCAAGCCAGGCGACUGGAAGUUGGAGUGAAGAAGUAGACAGAGCAGAGUUGGAGUUGGGAGCAUGCGCCACGUUACCUGUGGGAACUGUGUCUGAGCGACCAUCUACGGGUGCGAUUGUUGACAGAAGUGACUUACAACAGGAUGGUCUGUUGGACAAGGUCUUGAAAGACUUCUUGGGGGAGGUGGAAGACAGUCAGGAAGGGGAGAAGGAUGGGAGGGCAUUGGAGGGGGUAGCAGCUGCACAGGAGUGUGAGGACACCUUGUGCAACGAGAGUAAGCAGCACACGGUAGUGGUUGAGGUGCACCAGGAGGACAUGGAUGCUGAGGCAACGUGUGGAGGUGGCACACGUAAGCAAGCAGCUGGGACGUCUGAUAUGGAAGAUGUCUUAACACCAGGGCAGAGAUCUGGAAAGAAACCUUGGAAAACCGUGCUAGAUCUCCCGGGGAAUGGUGGCACCGGUUCUGUGGUGCUGCAAGGGUUGAAGGAAAAGGGGGGGAUCAGAGGUCUGGAUAGACCAAGUGACAAACGUGGCUAUAGUCAACAGCCACGUCUUUCGAGCAACCUUCAAAAGCGGCGGGGGAAGCCGCCUUUAUUGUAAUAAUUCAAGGUGGUCACCAUUAAUGUUAACGGCCUGAGAGCUGAGAUUAAGAGAGUGUGGAUGGAAUGGUUUUUGAGGAGAUUUGAUUUAGAUAUAUGUUUCAUACAGGAGCAUAAUUACAAGUUUGGAUGUGAGUUGCGUUUGAAGGGAUGUAAGUUAUAUGUGAGUGGAUCGGUGAGGUUAAAAGGGUGGGUUGCUGUGGCUGUGAAGGAAACCAGUCCCUUACGUGUGUUG
Molecule: messenger RNA, 2534 nt
Organism: Cherax quadricarinatus
Lineage: Eukaryota; Metazoa; Arthropoda; Malacostraca; Decapoda; Parastacidae
Source: RefSeq, a predicted model, not a curated record